Myotis myotis is the source of this 1481-nucleotide messenger RNA. Its product is annotated as T-cell receptor gamma chain C region C10.5. The record is from RefSeq and is a predicted model, not a curated record. The transcript has 6 exons. Lineage: Eukaryota; Metazoa; Chordata; Mammalia; Chiroptera; Vespertilionidae. The coding region runs from base 90 to 1004 and encodes 304 amino acids.
UGGCCUGCCUCAGCAGAGCAAGGGUUGUCACUGCAUCCACAGUCCUGACUCACACCCCUCGGCGUGUCCAUUCUGACCAGUGACUGGCAAUGGCAACCCUGUGGAUUUUCCUUGUGUCUGUGGCUUGGGUUUAUGGAGACACCAAAAUGAGAAUAUCUCAAGAUCAACUCUCCUUUAUCCGAAGACCAAACAGAACUGUGCACAUAAGCUGCAAGCUGUCUGGGGUUCCCCUGGAGAACGCAAUUGUGCACUGGUAUCAACAAAAAAACGGGGAGCCCUUGAGGCGAAUCCUUUAUGGCUCAACCAAGAAUAGCAAGGACAACAAGCUCAAUCCCCGCUUGGAGGCAUACAGGAAAGGUGGAACCUUUAACCUGAUCAUCAAUAAUGUCGUCAAGUCUGAUGAAGCCAUCUACUACUGUGCCUGCUGGGAUAGCUCAGGCUGGAUCAAGAUAUUUGCAGAAGGGACUCAACUCGUAGUAAUUCCCAGUGAUAGAAGCUAUGGUCCAGGGUAUUACCCCAAGCCCACUAUUUUUCAACCUUCAGCUGCUGAAAUAAGCCUUCAUAAGGCUGGAACACAUAUUUGUCUUCUUGAGAAAUUUUUCCCUGAUGUUAUCAAGGUGUACUGGAAGGAAAAAAAUGGCAAUACAGUUCUGGAAUCUCAGCAGGGAAAUACCAUGAAGACUGAUGACACAUACAUGAAAUUCAGCUGGCUGACCGUGAGUGAAGAGUCAAUGAAUAAAGAACACAAAUGUAUCGUCAAACAUGAGCAUAAUAAAGUGGAUCAAGAGAUUCUUUUUCCUGCAAUAAAGAAAGAGGCUGCUACUAAUCAUAUAAGAGAAGUUUAUCUGGAAGACAAAAGCGAUAUGCUUCAGCUGCAGCUCAUCAAUACCUCUGCCUACUACACCUACCUGCUCCUCCUCCUCAAGAGCCUGGCCUACUUUGCCGUCAUUUCCUUCUGUCUGGUUCGGAGAACAGCAGCCUGUGGCCAUGGAAAGAGUUCAUAACAGAUAAUGGCACAAAAGAAUCAAUGUUCUCUUCCUUAUUGUUCUUUUUUUCUUUUUUUUGCCUCUGAACCUGUCUGCUGAGGAUCUAGCUGGACUUUCUUUCUGGGUUUGGAUGAUUUCAGUUCACAUGUGCCUUUUUCUAUUAUGUCAUUUUUGCAUAAUGGUUUUCAAACCACUGGCCAACAGAAAAUUCCACUGUGUAACAAUAACAAAUUCUGCCAUUACUCAGGGGCAGGGCCAAAGGGUACCCUUUAGCACCAUCUUCCCAUAAUCCCCAUCAGCUCCUCUAGCCAAGCCUAAUAAUCACGCCUUCUGAGUACAGACAGCACGCAGCCUCUAGUCACACUCCUUAGGGCUUUUGCACCAGAUAACUGCCCUGAACUUUCCAUUUUACUCACCCGGAAGAUGCCAUAUUUGCUACUUGAAUUCUGUAUUUUGUUUUUCAUAAUAAGACAAUAAAUUUUUUUAAAAUCAAAA